Messenger RNA from Corythoichthys intestinalis (scribbled pipefish), 1508 nucleotides. RefSeq names its product POU domain class 2-associating factor 1. The record is from RefSeq and is a predicted model, not a curated record. The transcript is spliced from 5 exons. NCBI's taxonomy places the organism in Eukaryota, Metazoa, Chordata, Actinopteri, Syngnathiformes, Syngnathidae. Gene Ontology annotation, molecular function: DNA binding; POU domain binding. The coding region runs from base 116 to 1000 and encodes 294 amino acids.
GUAAAAGCUAUAACAUCCCAGGGGAAUUGUUAGGCUGCUUUGAGCUGUAUGUAACAAAGCAUAUUUGCCAGUUCGGCUCUUCGAUUCUCUUGAUUUGCCCAUCAACAUCAGCAUUAUGCACUUAGACAAAUCCCAGCCCGCUUCCAUUAACAAGUCCAGACCAUAUCAGGGUGUUCGAGUCAAAGAUCCAGUCAAAGAGUUGCUGCGGAGGAAAAGAAGUAUGGAUCUACUAAGCACAAUUCCACAGACGCAAGAGCUGAUUACACACAACAACCAGACGACCUUCAUACAAGGAACCUUUAGGCAUGAUGUCGCCAGCUGCUCCCAAGAAAAGUCUCCAGUAUGUGAUGGAGAGAUGGCACAAUGGAGGGCCUCACUCCCUGUUACAAACCCUGGAAUUCAGCCUGCAAUAACAGCAUGCUCCUCACCCGACUAUAACCAGCAGGCCACCUCCACUCAGCCUCCAACCUGCCUGUCUAGCCCAGCUUUGACAGCUGAUGUCUAUGUGCAAACUCUCUGCCCCAGUUACACCAUGCUAACGUACACGCAGACACCACUGCUCACUAACAUUGGGACAAUACCUUUGGCUGGACCAACAUGCUCCCUUUCUCAGAUGGAACACCAGGGACUAGGGCGUGCUUACAUACCCUGGACACAGCCCCUCACCACCCUCUCAACAAUGCUCUCAGGUGUCCAGUUUGCUGCAGGGUCUACAACUUUUUCAGGGUCUUCUUUGGUACACAUGCCUAUGUCCAAGUCUUUGACCACAAUGGUCUCUCAGCAAGAUACCUUAGUAAUAGAUUCUCAGCCUCAGAUAUUGGAGCCACUUCAGUAUUCAGAGCAGACAAUUCACAAGCCACACAAUGAGGAGCUGGAUCAAGAUGUAGAAUUAGAGGCAUCAACAUUACUUGAUAAAAUUCUGGAGAAUCAGGGGAAAGUUGGUGAAUUAGGAGGCACGGUGUCAUACAGUAACUCACUCUUCUUAUCGAAUGCAUUUUGACUUAUGUGUUUGUUAAUAGAUAGAAAUAAAAAGUUUUUAAAAAAUGUAUAUGAUAAGGGAUUUUAUUUGCACUUGUCCCAGAAUCCAAAUAGCAAGAGUCAAACAGGUCAAUUUUAUACACCACUUACUAGUCCUCAGAAAUGUGUUGAAUUUUUGUUUGUUUGUUUCUUCUAAGGCACCUAUUUUGCAGAAGAAAACUAACAACUUUUCACUAAACAAAUACUUUCCAAACAAUAUACUGUAUGUACCCUACUAAAUUAAGGAUAAACUUUUUUCACUUUACUCAGGAAAUGUCUCACCCACAAUGAAAUCUUAGCCUGUUUAGUAGAACACAUCACUUGUUCCUGUAUUAGUUGAAACAGGUGGCAAUAUACAGUUAAUUGUGUGUGUGUGAAUGGGUGAAUUUGAAAUUGUAAAGUGCCUUGUGACUCUGGUCUAAGACAGGCGCUAUAUAAAUAAAACUUACUUGUACCCUCUGCCUACCAGUGAUGACAUCUGCUUCUCACUA